GCGGGCUUGGCAGUGACGCGGGGCCCUCACGUGANCCGGGGCUGCAGAGCGACGCAGCCUUGGGUGCAGUCGUCACAAGCGUCUGGCCGGCAGCAGCUCGGAGCUCCUGUGCGCGCGGCGGGCUGGCAGCGGGCCCAAGGCGAGCGGGGCAGGUCUACUGCGAGCCGAGAGUCCAGGCGGCAGCGGGAAUUGAGAGGAGAACUGUGCCGCAAGGGAUAGGCCCAGGAAAACGAAGAGAUGGAGCAGCCCCUGCAGAAUGGACAAGAAGACCGCCCUGUGGGAGGAGGUGAGGGCCACCAGCUUGCUGCAAACAACAACCACCAAAACCACAACCACAACCACAACCACCACCACCACCACCACCGAAGAGGCCAGGCUCGCCGACUAGCCCCUAACUUCCGAUGGGCCAUUCCCAAUAGGCAGAUUAAUGACGGCUUGGGUGGAGAUGGAGAUGAUAUGGAAAUGUUUAUGGAGGAGAUGAGAGAGAUCCGGAGGAAGCUUAGGGAGCUGCAGCUGAGAAAUUGUCUGCGCAUUCUGAUGGGGGAGCUGUCUAACCACCACGAUCACCAUGAUGAAUUCUGCCUUAUGCCUUGACUUCGGUCAUUCCCCACCCCCCUUGAGAUCCAUACUGUGAUUCCCGCUGUAACCCUUUUCCUUGCAUUUUCCUGACAUGCCUUUAAUGACCCGUUUGUGGUGAGCCUUGUGUUAUUUCCAUGUGCCAGGUGGGGCUUGUGUUGCCAGCUUCUAAUUGGAGAUUGCCUUCCCACUCAGUGUGAGUUUCUGUCAACAGUACAGUGUUGCCCAUUUGCAUGGAAAAAUGUAAAGUCAAUAAAGCAACUGAAAAGCAACCUGGAUAAUCAUUAUUGUGUCCUUAAAGCAUAAAUAAACACUUAAGAGUAAAAAAAAAAAUGAGCCACAAAAA
Messenger RNA from Mus pahari (shrew mouse), 922 nucleotides. It is a transcript of the gene Bex3, whose product is annotated as brain expressed X-linked 3. Gene Ontology annotation, molecular function: signaling receptor binding. Lineage: Eukaryota; Metazoa; Chordata; Mammalia; Rodentia; Muridae. Bases 238 to 594 code for a protein of 118 amino acids. The transcript has 3 exons. Gene Ontology annotation, cellular component: cytosol; cytoplasm. Gene Ontology annotation, biological process: signal transduction. The record is from RefSeq and is a predicted model, not a curated record.